Molecule: messenger RNA, 1224 nt
Organism: Brassica rapa (field mustard)
Lineage: Eukaryota; Viridiplantae; Streptophyta; Magnoliopsida; Brassicales; Brassicaceae
Product: calcineurin B-like protein 3
Biological process (GO): calcium-mediated signaling
Molecular function (GO): calcium ion binding; kinase binding
Source: RefSeq, a predicted model, not a curated record
UUUUGCUUUUGUCGGAAUAUUUUGAUUUUGUAUAUUUAAAACUUUUUCUUGCUGCAAACAGAAAAAUCGUGGCUGCCUUUCUCUCACUAAAACAAAAUAAUUGUUUGUUUGUUUUUUUUUUGGGGCGUAACCAUCCAUCUUCAGCUUCAACCGCCAGAGCCGCCGUAAAGAAGGCUCCUCAUCGACCGUGACGUGACAUAUUUUUGUGGUGGUCUAUAAAAGCGUUUCCUUUCUUGCCUUUUCAUACGGACUAGGAAAUGGUUAAAAGGCAUGGAGAGUUUUGAUUUACUAGAGAGAUAUCAUCAUGUCGCAGUGCGUAGACGGUUUUAAGCAUGUAUGCAACUCUUUGUUGCGCUGUUUUGAUAUUGAUAUAGGCAAAUCUUCUGGAGGCCCUGGAGACCCUGAACUACUUGCCAGAGACACUGUUUUUAGCGUGAGUGAAAUAGAAGCUCUCUAUGAGCUGUUUAAAAAGAUCAGCAGUGCUGUGAUUGAUGAUGGGCUAAUAAACAAGGAAGAGUUUCAACUGGCCUUAUUUAAGACAAAUAAAAAAGAGAGCUUGUUUGCAGACCGGGUGUUCGAUCUGUUCGACACAAAGCAUAAUGGAAUCUUGGGGUUUGAGGAGUUUGCUCGUGCUCUCUCCGUUUUUCAUCCAAAUGCUCCUAUAGAUGACAAGAUUGACUUUUCGUUUCAGCUGUAUGAUCUUAAGCAGCAAGGUUUCAUCGAAAGGCAGGAGGUGAAGCAAAUGGUGGUGGCUACUCUUGCUGAGUCAGGCAUGAACCUGUCAGACGAAGUCAUAGAGAGUAUAAUCGACAAGACAUUUGAGGAAGCUGAUACCAAACAUGACGGGAGGAUCGAUAAGGAAGAGUGGAGGAUCCUUGUACUUAGGCAUCCUUCGCUUCUGAAGAACAUGACUCUUCAGUAUCUCAAGGAUAUCACAACUACGUUUCCGAGCUUUGUGUUUCAUUCGCAAGUGGAAGAUACCUGAGAAAAGCAUUACUAGAGCAGGCAAUUUGGCAAGUGUGUUUGUGUUUCUGAGUGCAUCAUGUUUAUUUGUUUCAGUCUGAACUCCAGUUUCCAAGAGUUUGUUUGUUUCUUCUCUGAGAAAACAUAAAGAGAAAACUUCGUAUUUUUUUUGUUCUGUUCCUGGUUUUGUUUAUAUUUUCUCAUGCGCAACUGUAGAUAUACAUUACUACAAAUUUAUUUCCCAUGGCAAGGGUUAUAUGA